AGAACAACAAGAAGAAGACGCAUGGAAGAAGAAAAUUCCCAAAUAAUUCUUGAAAAUGCUCACACUGAAUUCAACACGCUCAAUUUCAAACAGGCAGAGGAGCUGUAUACAAAGUUUAUUUCUGCUUGUUUACAGUCAAGGGCAUGUGAAGCUGGGCAGUUGGCCACUGCUUACAACAACCGCGGACAGAUAAAGUACCUGCGGGUGGACUUCCAUGAAGCCGUGCAGGACUACACCUCUGCAAUACAGGCGGACACACGCUUCGAAAUCCCUUUCUACAACAGAGGACUUAUCCACUACAGAUUAGGUUUUUUUCAAGAUGCCAAGAGUGAUUUCCAGCAAGCACUGAAGCUCAAUCCAGAUUUUGAAGAUGCCAAAGUGAGCCUGCAACAGACACUUCUGGACCAGCAGCAGAAGAUCAACAGGGGAUACUGAGGACCUCAAACAUCUAUGCGUGUUGAAAAUAGCUAGGGUACUCAGGACCUCAGUGCUACCGGGGUUCCUUUAACAGUUUUGUGUUUAGUAUAUGAAGGAAAGCCUCUUUUCCAUUUGGGGUUAUAAACACAUGGGAUGUAGCUGUGGACCUCAAAAUGGAUUCUGACUUGGAAUAUUUUAAAUCCAUCAUGAUAAUGCUUUAAAAGAUCAAUGAAUCAUGCAGACAUGAAUAAUUCACUUCUGUCCUAAAGCUGUGGCUAGUGUCUUUCAUUUUUCUACCUCAAAAUUCAUGUUGAUAUCUGAUUUUUCACACUUUUGAUUUUGUGAUUGAGUUUUUGUUUUGCACUGGCUCAUAUGUUGGGUUCAAUUUGUUCUUCUAGUAGGCUAUGUCUACAAAGUUACUAAUAUCAGAUAUUUUAAAUGUUGCAGGGGUUGUUGUUUUUAUAACACGAAACUUAAAAAAAAUAAAAAAAAUAUUCCCACUUGCUUUUUCUUUACCUGCUUUGUUUUGUUCAGUAUCUGAAUACUUGAUGGAAGGUUGUUAUAAUAAUUGACCCCAGAACGAUAGCCAGUAGAGCUUCAUAUUUUAACUGUCAUUAAUUCAGUGUACAAUGAUUAUUUAAAAUAUGCUUCUUUAAGUUAUUAAUUAGUGCUCAAGUUAAAGUGGGUGAAAAUGUCUUUUAAAUCCAAUUAAUCUACAGGUACUCCAUAAAGUCUCAAAAACAAGCAGCGACAACAGGUGGCUGCAGUGACGUCCAGGCAAAGGAUCUCCAGGGAGGAACCUCAGAAGAUGCUGAUGUCCAUAGGCUCCAAACCUCUGGCAGACUUUCAUCUACAUAUUGAAAAUUAUUUACAAUUAUGCCAGUGUCUAAAUAAUUUGGAGCCUCUUAAAAAUGGUGGUACUUUGCUUAAAAUAGCUAUAAUUCUUAAAAGAUAAAUGUGGUAUUUGUUGUGAAAACUCUUAACUUAAAGCUGAUAUACUUUAAUCACAUCUUGAUUUUUGUUUCAUAUCCAUUUGGGUGGUGUAUGAAGAUAAUAUCAUUGUCCAAAUAUCUAUGGACCUAAAUCUAUUCCUCUUUCCUUUUAAUCAUUGACUUUGAGCUCUGUUUUUGGAGCCUCUCCAGAAACUUUUAAGUUUAGUGUGUAAAAGCUGCAGUAUAUGACAUCAGUUCAUGCAAUU
This is a messenger RNA of Cololabis saira (Pacific saury), 1615 nucleotides long. RefSeq names its product tetratricopeptide repeat domain 32 (gene ttc32). The coding region runs from base 22 to 435 and encodes 137 amino acids. Lineage: Eukaryota; Metazoa; Chordata; Actinopteri; Beloniformes; Belonidae. Gene Ontology annotation, molecular function: protein binding. The transcript is spliced from 3 exons. The record is from RefSeq and is a predicted model, not a curated record.